Molecule: messenger RNA, 297 nt
Organism: Echinops telfairi (small Madagascar hedgehog)
Lineage: Eukaryota; Metazoa; Chordata; Mammalia; Afrosoricida; Tenrecidae
Gene: SPATA45
Product: spermatogenesis associated 45
Exons: 2
Coding region: 1-297 (98 amino acids)
Source: RefSeq, a predicted model, not a curated record
AUGGCAUGCUUUAACAGAGCCACUGAAAUAAUUAAAAAACUCAAAGCAAGCAAGCAGCAGCUCUUGGAGGACUAUAACGAAAGGCGUGACUCCAACUGCUUGGUGGAAAGAAGCAACCAAGUCAGCCUACUGAGACCUCAGAAACGGCAUUUCAUGAGUGCGUACAACUUGUCCAGUUCUAUCAAGGCUAAGGAGCCAGUUCCUGACAGCGGCAGGAGCUCCUGGGUCCAACUGAGUCACCUUGUUCACCAGGAGAAAAAACACUUUCCACAAAAAAACAAUGCAAUAUUUGGAUAA